UCGAGCUGCGGCUGCCGCGGCCGGUGCCAGAGCGGGUCUCGUCCAGGGGAGUCUGCGGCGGCGGCUGCCUCGGGGCCUCGCCGGCUUGUAGCAGCUGCUCCGCCCCCGCGGCCGGCCGGAUGGAGCCGCCGUGCCCGGCCUGAGCGCGGCAGCGGGAGGAGCGGCUGGCGGCGGCGGCAGGACACGGAGCGGUUCCCCCGGCCCGGGCGGGCGGGCACAGCAUGGUUGACUAUAUCGUGGAGUAUGACUAUGAUGCCAUACAUGAUGAUGAGUUAACAAUUCGAGUUGGAGAAAUAAUCAGAAAUGUGAAAAAACUAGAAGAGGAAGGAUGGUUAGAAGGGGAGCUAAAUGGAAAAAGGGGCAUGUUCCCUGACAAUUUUGUUAAGGAAGUUAAGAAUGACCCAGAACCUAAGGAUGAUGGUUUGCCAAUCAAGAGGGAGAGGCAUGGAACUGUAGCAAGCCUUGUGCAGCGCAUGAGCACCUACGGUCUUCCAGCAGGAGGAUUUCAACCCCAUCCUCAAUCCAAAAGCUUCAAAAAGAAGUUAAAGAAGCGGCAGUGUAAAGUGCUGUUUGAGUAUAUUCCACAGAACGAGGAUGAACUGGAGCUCAAGGUGGGGGAUGUUAUUGACAUUAAUGAAGAGGUAGAAGAAGGCUGGUGGAGUGGAACACUAAAUGGCAAGUCAGGAUUAUUUCCUUCAAACUUUGUAAAAGAAUUAGAAUUGACAGAUGAUGGGGAAACACAAGAAGUCCCGGAGGACACAGAAUCUCUUGUCACUGGCUCUCCCUCACCUGUGGCCUCUCCAGGGAAUGGAAAUGAACCUGGAGCUGGACCAAUAGCACAGCCAAAGAAAAUCCGAGGAGUUGGGUUUGGAGAUAUCUUUAAAGAAGGUUCAGUGAAACUUAAAACGAGAUUACCCAGUAAUGAUUCAGAGGAGAAAAAGCAAGAUAAGCCACUACCUAACCUUCCACCGGGACCAAAACUAACCCAGUUUCCUAGUGUAACAAAAGCAGAACCUGCAGUAGAUGUAACAAAAGUAGAAACUGAAAGCAAACCAAAAGUCAAGGAAUAUUGCAGGACUUUAUUUGCCUUUGAUGGUUCAAACGAAGAUGAACUUGGUUUUAAAGAAGGCGAGAUUAUCCAGAUAAUAAGUAAGGAUACUGGAGAACAAGGAUGGUGGAAAGGAGAGCUUAACGGUAAAGAAGGAAUCUUCCCAGACAACUUUGCUCUUCAAAUACAAGAGUCUGAUAAGGACUUUCCAAAGCCAAAGAAGCCACCACCUCCUGUUAAAAGUCCAGCUCCUAAGCCUGAACUUCCAAUAGGAGAGAAGAAGUUUCUUUCUUCUAGACCUGAAGAAAAAGAUGAAAAGGCAGCUCUGGAUCAGAAGCCUUCUAAGCCAGUAGCUCCCCAAGUCCCACCCAAAAAGCCUGUUCCUCCAAGCAAGAAUACUAAUAUAUUUAAAGCUGGGCUUCUGCAUCCAAAACGACCAGAUAAACCAGUUUUACCAUCACCUGUGUCCAAAUCUAAUGGGGAAGUGGUUUCCCUUCGACCGAAAUCUGAAAUUGAGCCACUAAUAAAACCAAAGUUAGAUUCUGAACAUUUACCGCUUAGACCAAAAUCAGUAGAGGUAGAUUCAGUUGCAGUAAAGAGCUCUAAAGAACCAGAUCUUUUAAGUUUUGAUGUAAUAGCUACCUCAGAUAAUCUGUCACACCCUACUGCAAGCAGACCAAAGAUGCCUGGCAGGAGGCUGCCUACUCGUUUCAACGGCAAUCAUUCUCCAACUCAAAAUGAGAGUACAGAAAAAAUUGUGAAGGAGCAUAAAGAGGAGGAAGAAAGUGCCAAGCCAAAGCCAUCUGAAGUUAAAAAGUCACCUGUGUUCACUUCAACACCUCUAUCUUCAUCUCCAAGACCAAAUUCUAUUCUACUCAGUUCUGCUCCUGGAGAAAUCACAGUUAAAGACCAAACGGAAGGGGGCGGAAAUUCUGUGGAUGAUCUCAGGAUUCAGAUUAAUGAGUUGUUGAGUAUUGUAGAAGCACUGAAAAAAGAUCAUAGCAAAGAACUGGAAAAACUAAAAAAAGAUUUGGAGGAAGAGAAAAUGAUGCGAAGUCUCCUAGAGGCUGAAAUAGAAAAGCUGAAGAAAGCAGUCAUGUCUACAUGAGUCAGCCACAGACUGUGUCCUUAACUUGCCAGGAAUUCAAACGCAGAAUACAAAUAGAACUGACUUUUUUUUUUUAGUUCAGUAAAAUGAAAGCUGGUGUUCCAUGGGCUUAGAGGGGGGGAAAAGAGUAAAGAGGAAUAUAGUCUUGUAUUCAGAGAGACAAGAAAAAAAAAAGAUUGAUGUAAUUUUUUUUGCCAAUAUAAAAGAGGCCUUAUUUCUUACUGUGCUGGAAUUGCAGACCUUUAUUUUCCGGUUUGCUUGAAAAUACUACUGAAUCUGUAUAAAAAGAAGAGGGAGUUCUUAAUAGAUUUUUAUUGAAUACUUGUAGUGUAAUUUUUAAAGAGAUCUAUACUAUAAAUAGGGUGAUAUAUCUUUACAAGUAAUCUGUAAAAUAGUCAAUUGGGAAGGAGGGAGUAACCUAAUAGUAAUUGUAGUCUACUUUUCCCAGACACCCAAAAGGGAAUAUAUGAUAUUUGUAUAUUAUUUUUUAAUUUUAGCAUUCUUUCCCAGGAUUACACUGUUGUGCCUGUCUGCAGUGAGAGUAUUCGUAAUAUGCUGUUUUAUAAUUUGGGUGAUGAGACAAGAAUUUGGUGGUCCUAUGUGGCAGAUUAAUCGCCUAUGCAUAGUAGUAAUUAGUGAUCUAAUCAAAAUAGUUUAUUAAACAGCAAACAUUUUGUCACUUGCACUAUAGGAUUUAUAAAAGAGAUUUAUGAUUGAACCAUAAAACUAUAGUAGGACAAAGUUAAUUCUUAAAGCCACAAAAAAAGGAAAAAGAAAUCCAGAGUUAAGGCUAAAUCCUGUUGUGCCUAGGUAUCGUAGCACAUACGACAUGCAAAAUCAGCCUUAACUUUGGGGGUUUUUUUUUGCUUUUCUGAAUUUAAAUCUAGCUCAUCAGUCUUCAGUGGUUUGUUUCUUUUUUGCAGUAAUAGUAGUAUUAAAAAAGAACUUUUUAAAAGCUUCCUUCAUAUGAAUUGCAACUUUCAGAGUCUUCAGUCAGCCAUAUGCAUAUACACAUACAGGUUCAUACAGUCUUUAAAAUUGGGUAGUAUUACUCAACAGACACGGAUGGCUCCAAACAAAUCACUUUGGGCUCUUAUGUAAAUAUUGAGACUUUUUUCAAAGCGUAUUACUUAUGCCAUAAACCAUAAGCUCUCAGUAUGUUAUGUAAAUCCAAAUGUAAUCACAUUUUAAAGAAAUAUAUAUUUUCACAUGAUAGAUUGGAACAGCUUCUGAUGAAUCAUUGUGCUGAUCUGACACAAUGUCUUUCAUGUAUUCCCCAUGGAAAAAAGUUGAAAACUUGCAGGUCACAUUGUACCUAACCCCCCCCACCCACCCACCCCGGGAGCAAUGCAAAUAUCCAAGUAAUAAAUACUGAAAAACUAUUCCCCGCUCUCUUCCUCCCCCUUAAUUCAUAUUUUAUUAAAGCUAUCCACAGUUGAUACAAAUCUACAAUAUUUCCAGCUUUUUAAAUAGAAACCCUAAUUAAAAUGCAUUGCUUCAAUUAAGCAACAACCUCCUCAUCUCUGACCUAGCGGAAUAUAGCGUGCCCCCUAGUUUGACAAGCUCACCAAUAAAUAGUCUUGGCUUGUAAAACACCAUUUAGAUUUCUAUUCAUGUGAGUACAGUAGGGGUAGUAAUGUAGAUUCAUGAAGUAAAGUGAAAGCUUUUAAUAAAUCAUGAGAACACUUUUCCAUACGUGGUGCACAAGAAGUGGCAAACAUCUAAAGAGUGAAUUGCAUGAUGUUGGUCUGCAGUUGCUGAUUGCAUUUUUCAUGAAAUCUGAAUAGUAAAUAUAUUAUACAAGUUUUAGGUUAUAUUUCUGAGAAAUUGCUAACCAGCUGGUUCAAUAUUAACUCUUAAUUGCCUUGACGCAUCACAAAUGAAGACUUAAGCCACAACUUUAUAUCCAGGAAUAAUGGAUAGCAGUAGUGUGUCUGACACUAAACCUUGCAUUUAGAACUCUUUUACCUCUUUACUUACAAAGUUUGAUAAUGCAAAGCAAGAAAUGAGCCUAGUGAAAUAGAAGAUUCUCUAUUUUAUAAGCUCUUCACUGUGACCAGAGCAUAAAACAAGUCCUAUGAUAGGUUGCUCUGAUGAUUAUCAUGUCUGCACUUAAGCUUGUAGCAGACGAGCGGAACAAGACAAUCAGUUAAAUCAAAAAUUGAAAGGUGUUGUAAGAAGUUAAUGGCCUUUUUCGCUGUAGCAAUAAAUGAGCAAGUGCAAUGACUUGAUUUAAUAAAAAUCAUCUUUUAAAAGUCGCUGCUAUGAGUAUUUUUAGCCAUAAAGAAGUCGGCCUAAUACAUGUCUGUCUUAUCUAUGAUUAGUGUUGUGUAAUACAAUGGAGGUGGGAAGGGUAAUGUUUAUACAGACAUUCCACAAAAUACAAGUUCUUUAAAGCAUAAUGCUUCACUGACUUGUUUACAGGUGCUGUAAAAAUCAUGCAUGCUAUCAAAACUCCAGCAAAUAAAAAAAAACAAACUACA
Molecule: messenger RNA, 4639 nt
Organism: Terrapene triunguis (Three-toed box turtle)
Lineage: Eukaryota; Metazoa; Chordata; Testudines; Emydidae
Gene: CD2AP
Product: CD2 associated protein
Exons: 18
Coding region: 222-2156 (644 amino acids)
Cellular component (GO): vesicle; cell leading edge; plasma membrane
Molecular function (GO): protein binding
Source: RefSeq, a predicted model, not a curated record